Messenger RNA from Anopheles coustani, 741 nucleotides. RefSeq lists its product as uncharacterized. The transcript is spliced from 2 exons. The record is from RefSeq and is a predicted model, not a curated record. Bases 67 to 618 code for a protein of 183 amino acids. Lineage: Eukaryota; Metazoa; Arthropoda; Insecta; Diptera; Culicidae.
AACGCAGUCAAAUUAUUGGUAAUAGGAUUUUAUUGAACUGAAAAACGGUAAAAAUAGCAACAUACCAUGCCACACCAAACGAUACAAAUUCAUUCCGAGCAACAACAACACGAAAUGUUUGCAGAUCCAGUCCAUCAUCCCAUCGUAAUUGGCAACGAAACAUUUGUCGUAACUCUACAGGAUCAGCGGAAUAUUGUAGAUAGAAGAAAUUGGUUUUUAUCUCGCAUUGAUUCUACUCAACUGGGAAACGGUCCGUCACAAAAGGCCAACUCUCCACUGCCUGCACCAUUCGAUUUGAAAACAUUUGUUGCCCGAUUACUUCAAGAGCUAAGCGCAUCCGCGGUUCCUCCAACGGUCCCAACUUCGAUUCAAAAUGCGACGCUCAAAAACCGAGGGGUAUAUUGUUUCCAUUACGAUAAGCAAACCGACACCGACGAUCUACCGUACUAUCAAAAUCGGGAUCGACUGGCCCGCAAAGGACCGGUUGUAAAACACGUCCAUUACUACGUAGAAUGUGGCACCAAAAGUAAAGCAACCAACACGGAUGAGCCUAUGGAAUGUGAUCCUAUAACGGACGAUGAAGACAUGAAUCGUGUGUGGGAUCAAAACAACAUCUAACGAGCUUAUCAGGAAUAAAAAAGAACCUAUGCAGUUUUGUGUUGUUCAUUUUGUAAAUAGUAAGAAUUGAUAGCGAUAAUUUGUAUUAUAAGAUUUAUCAUAACCGGAGUUGCAAUAAAACAA